UGGAACGUGAGGGCCUCACGUGACCGGCGUUGGCCCGCUGCCUCGGAGAGUCAAGCCCCGGCUCCCCGCGGGGCGGCAGUGUGGGGCGCGGGUUGCUGCGCGGUCGCGAUGUUGAGUAAGGGACUGUCGGGGGUCCUUGCCGCCCGGGCCGCGGCUCUGCUGCCGGGGCGCGCGUGCCUGGGACUCCUGGGCGCCGGGCUCCGAAGGGUCAGCACCAGCUGGUCUCCGGUGGGUGCCGCCUUCAAUGUCAAGCCACAGGGCAGCCGCCUGGACCUGUUCGGCGAGCGCCGGGGGCUUUUUGGAGUUCCUGAGCUCAGUGCCCCAGAAGGAUUCCGUGUGGCCCAAGAAAAUGCCCUGAGAAAGACGGACCUGCUGGUGGCACGUGCGUGUUCCACGCCGCCGGGGCCGCAGACCGUGCACAUCUUCGACGAGCUCUCCGACGUCCUCUGCCGGGUGGCGGACUUGGCUGACUUCGUGAAAAUUGCUCACCCCGAGCCAGCAUUCAGGGAGGCGGCGGAAGAAGCCUGUAGAAGUAUCGGCACUGUAGUGGAGAAGUUGAACACAAAUGUGGACUUGUAUCAGAGUCUGCAGCGACUGCUGGCUGAUAAAAGGCUCAUGGACUCCCUCGACCCAGAGACCAGGCGUGUGGCUGAACUCUUCAUGUUCGAUUUUGAAAUCAGUGGAAUCCAUCUCGAGAAAGAAAAGCGCAGAAGAGCAGUGGACCUGCAUGUUAGGCUCCUGGACUUGAGCAGCACGUUUCUCAUGGGAGCCAACCUGCCCGCCAAGAUAGAGAAGCAUCUCCUACCGGAGCGCGUUCGCCAGAGCUUUGCUCUCGCCGGGGACCAUGUCAUAGUGGACGGCCUGCAUGCAGAAGCGCCGGACGACUUGGUGCGAGAAGCUGCUUACAAAAUUUUUCUUUACCCCAAUGCUGGUCAGUUGAGCUGUUUGGAAGAAUUGCUCAGCCGCAGAGACCAGCUGGCUCGGCUAGUCGGGUAUUCCACAUAUUCACACAGAGCCUUGCAAGGGACGAUAGCGAAAAACCCAGAGACUGUCAUGGAGUUCCUUGAGAAACUGUCUGACAAACUUUCGGAAAGAACUGUUAAAGAUUUCGAGAUGAUGCGCAGGAUGAAGAUGAAACUGAAUCCUCAAAGUUCAGAAUUAAUGCCCUGGGACCCCCCCUACUACAGUGGCGUGCUUCGUGCAGAAAGGUAUAAUAUCGAGCCCAGCAUAUACUGCCCAUUUUUCUCCCUUGGAGCGUGCAUGGAAGGCCUUAACAUUUUGUUUAACAGACUGUUUGGGAUUUCGUUGUACGCAGAGCCGCCUGCGAGGGGAGAGGUGUGGUGUGAAGAUGUUCGGAAGCUGGCCGUGGUGCAUGAGGAGGAGGGACUGUUGGGCCACAUCUACUGCGACUUCUUCCAGCGGGCCGGCAAGCCGCACCAGGACUGCCACUUCACGAUCCGCGGGGGCAGGCGGAUGGAGGAUGGACACUACCAGCUCCCGGUUGUGGUCCUCAUGCUGAACCUCCCCCAUUCCUCGAGGGGUGCGCCAACCCUGCUGACACCGGGGAUGAUGGAGAACCUCUUCCACGAGAUGGGGCACGCCAUGCACUCCAUGCUGGGCCGGACUCGCUACCAGCACGUCACAGGGACCAGGUGCCCCACGGAUUUCGCCGAGGUCCCCUCUGUUCUGAUGGAGUACUUCGCGAACGACUACCGGGUGGUCAGCCAGUUUGCCCGGCACUACCAGACGGGGCAGGCGAUGCCCAGAAACAUGGUGUCCCGCCUCUGCGAGUCCAAAAAGCUGUGUGCCGCAGCUGACAUGCAGCUCCAGGUCUUCUACGCCGCGCUGGACCAGACCUACCACGGGCGGCACCCGCUGAGCAGCUCGACCACCGCCCUCCUGCAGGAGGCCCAGGAGCGGCUCUACGGCUUGCCCUACGUCCCCAACACCGCCUGGCAGCUUCGGUUCAGUCACCUCGUGGGCUACGGAGCCAAGUACUACUCUUACCUGAUGUCCAGGGCUGUCGCCUCCAUGGUUUGGAAGGAGUGUUUCCUACAGGAUCCUUUCGACAGGGCGACCGGGGAGCGCUACCGGCGGGAGAUGCUGGCGCAUGGCGGGGGCCGGGAGCCCAUGCUCCUGGUGCAAGGGAUGCUGCGGAAGCGCCCCUCUGUGGACGACCUGGUGAGCGCCCUGGUCUCUGACUUGGACCCGGACUUCGAAACUUUCCUCUUGGACUCCGAGUGACGGGGACGCCCCGCACCGCCCACGUCCCAGUCUCGAGGAUGUUGAUGUCGUAAAUGCUGUGGCUGCCAACACUGGCUUCUGAUGACAGUGUUCGCCUCUGUGCUGACUUCCGAAGACCCUUCGACGGGUGGAACUUGAAAUAAAUAGUUUGUUUUAAUUAA
Molecule: messenger RNA, 2405 nt
Organism: Artibeus jamaicensis (Jamaican fruit-eating bat)
Lineage: Eukaryota; Metazoa; Chordata; Mammalia; Chiroptera; Phyllostomidae
Gene: MIPEP
Product: mitochondrial intermediate peptidase
Exons: 19
Coding region: 109-2244 (711 amino acids)
Biological process (GO): peptide metabolic process
Cellular component (GO): mitochondrion
Molecular function (GO): metalloendopeptidase activity
Source: RefSeq, a predicted model, not a curated record